Brenthis ino (lesser marbled fritillary) is the source of this 249-nucleotide messenger RNA. The record is from the annotation of a GenBank genome assembly. NCBI's taxonomy places the organism in Eukaryota, Metazoa, Arthropoda, Insecta, Lepidoptera, Nymphalidae.
AUGGCCGCAGUAGUGGGCCAAGACUUGGGGCAGAUCUAUUGCGGGAGACGGUUGGCGACAACUCUAGCUGUUCUCUGUAACAGCGAGCUGAUCAAGAGGUCGGACUCACCUCAUAGUACCGCGGCGGUGGACAUCAGCUGGCUGUGGCUCGCGCCGAACAUAGCCCACAGUAUGGGUCGUGGCAAGAGACAGGUGGCCUCCGAGUGUUGCGACAAGCCAUGCACAGAAGAUGAACUCUUAUCAUACUGU